ACAACAAUGUGUCUGAGGCUCUGAGCUCGCAUACCUCCUCUUCGCUCUCAGCUCCUCACGCAACUCUCUCCGUCGUACUAACAUGAUGCAUCUGGACGGCGUCGACGACGAGCUCGGCGAUGGCGACUGCGCCCCCUCUACCGCGCGCUUUGAGCUCCAGGAGGAUCCUUCCUUCUGGAAGGACAACAAUGUGCAGGUUGUGAUCCGUAUCCGACCCCUGAGCGGCAGUGAGAUAUCGCUUCAGGGGCAGAAGCGGUGCGUCAGGCAGGAUAGUAGCAAGGGCCAGUGCCUUGCAUGGACUGGAAAUCCCGAGUCCCGCUUCACUUUCGAUCUCGUCGCGGACGAACAUGUCUCGCAGGAGGAUAUGUUCAAAGUUGCUGGGGUGCCCAUGGUGGAGAACUGUAUAGCUGGCUAUAACAGCUGCAUGUUUGCUUACGGGCAGGCUGGAAGUGGAAAAACACAUACGAUGCUUGGUGACAUAGAAAACGUAACACCGAGGAACAGUGUGAAUUGUGGUAUGGCGCCUCGAGUAUUUGAUCACCUCUUUGCAAGGAUCCAAAAGGAAAAGGAAUUAAGAAUAGAUGAAACGCUCAGGUUUACAUGUAAAUGCUCUUUUCUGGAGAUUUAUAAUGAGCAGAUUCUGGAUCUCCUCAACCCCAAUUCUGUAAACUUGCAGAUAAGGGAGGAUUCCAGAAAGGGUGUCCAUGUUGAGAGUUUGACGGAACAUGAAAUCUCCAAUGCUCGAGAAGCUCUGCAACAACUUAUUGAGGGAGCAGCAAACCGGAAGGUAGCAGCCACCAAUAUGAACCAUGCAAGUAGCCGCUCUCAUAGUGUUUUCACGUGCCUUAUAAAAAGUAAGUGGGAGUCAAAAGGUAUCAACUACCACCGCUUUUCUCGACUCAACCUUGUUGACCUUGCAGGCUCAGAGAGGCAAAAGAGCUCAGGUGCUAAAGGGGAGCGAUUGAAGGAAGCUACCAACAUCAACAAAUCACUCUCAACUUUGGGACUUGUCAUUACGAACCUAAUUGCUGUGUCAAACAAAAAGUCACAGCAUGUUCCGUACAGAGAUUCAAAAUUAACAUUCCUCCUUCAGGAUUCCCUUGGAGGAAAUUCAAAAACGACCAUAAUUGCAAACAUAAGCCCAUCCAGCUGUUGUGCUGCUGAGACAUUAAGCACAUUGAAAUUCGCACAACGAGCUAAAUACAUAAGGAACAAUGCUAUAAUUAACGAGGAUGCUUCUGGUGAUGUUCUUAGCAUGCGCUUACUACAGAUCCAGAAGCUUAAAAGGAAAGAUUGUGAUGCUGCCCUUGUCGCUGCUUUUAAGAGGGAACAGGAGAAGGAAGCAGCACAGUUGAAGGCAAUGAUAGAUGCAAAUCAGAUUGCUGAACAGCUGGAAGCUCAAAAAACAGAAGAGGUAAGAAGUUUCAAGAUGAGGCUUAAGUUUUGCGAAGAACGGAUCAAAAUAUUGGAGCAGGUUGCUUCAGGGAAAUUAUCUGUUGAAGCACAUCUUCUGCAAGAGAAGGAAAACCUUGUAAAGGAGUUAGAAGUUUUGCAGUGUCAAUUAGAUCGUAAUCCAGAAAUUACAAAAUUUGCAAUGGAGAAUCUACAACUAAAGGAAGACUUACGAAGGUUGCAGUCAUUUGUUGAUGAAGAUGAACGAGAAAUGAUGCAUGAGCAAAUCAUUGUUUUACAAGAUAGGCUGCUUGAGGCUCUUGACUGGAAGCUUAUGCAUGAGAAGGGACCUGUUACCAAGGCCCUCUCAUUAUUCGAGGAGCCACCCAGUGAUGAGGAAAAAGAGUUUCUUCGUUUGCAGGCUAUUCAAAACGAGAGAGAAAUUGAGUUGUUGCGUAAAAAAUUGACAUUCUGCCUUGAAGCAAAAGAGAAUCUUGAGAGGCAUGUAAAUGAGUUGACCACAGAGUUGGAGCUUACAAAGAAACAUGAUAACACAGAUAAAGAAUCCAAGCCUGCCCAGCUCCAGGAUCAAGGAGAGGCAGAUUUACAUAACUUGUCUGAUGCUCAGAUGGAAUUUAAGACUUUGGUUGACGCGAUAGCUUCUGCAAGUCAACGGGAAGCAGAAGCUCAUGAAACUGUGAUUGGUUUGGCCAAAGAUAAUGAAGAAUUGAGAAUGCAGCUUAAGGUUUUGAUUGAGGAUAACAAGAGAUUGAUUGAGCUCUAUCAACACGCUUUUGUCAAUGUCGAGGCAAACCAAGAUGGAAACCCUGUGAACGAAGAUCUGCUCAAUGCCCAACCAGCAGCAACAUCAGAUUUGCAUGCACAUAACUCAUCCAAUGUGGAAGAAGAGCCUAAGAUAGUAGAUGAAAAAUGCACAAAUGAGGACAAUUUCUCAAGAGUUACAUCCGUUGAAUUGUGUCUUCAGCUGGAGGAGAUGGAUGAGGAAAAUGAAGGACUUAUGGGUUUGCAUGAGAAAACUAUGCAGGAAAGAGAUGUAUUCAAACGGAAGAUUUUAGAGCAAAGCGACUCUGAAGCUGUAAAAGAUAUUUUAUUGGGCGAGAAAGAUGCUGAAAUGAGUGAAGCAGCUGAGAAUCCUGAAGUGAAACAUGUUCAUGACUCCAUAAUUGUAGCUUUGAAAGAUGUGCUGCAGAUUGUUCGGAGUAAGCUGGAGCUUGUCCAAGAUAAGGUUGUGUCUACUCAGGAUGCAGUAAAAUAUUUUAAGCUACUAGAAAUGGCUAGUGGUAAGGCCACAGAACUUUAUUCAAGAAUUGAGCUUCAGUAUCUAGGCGCACAGCGUCUUCAGGAAGACAUCACUGUCCUUAAGUCUGUGCUGUCAGAAUCACAGGAGAAGAUAAUUGCUUUUGAAGGCAAGUAUUUCUUGCCUGCAGCAUCAUGUUGGAACAUGGUUUUGAAGACCAAAAGUCCUGCAGAGUCCAGGUUGGAUGCCAGCUUUGAAUCAAUGAAUCAGAAGAAAGAACGGUUCAAUCAUCUCCAAACUCGCAAAAAUGAACUAUCUGCCGCAAGAAGAAGAGCACGUGAAUCUGAAACUGAGUUGAGAAGCAAAAUUGAUGGCCUUAAAGUGAAACUUGGCGCGUAUGGAGCUCAAAGAAAGGAGGAAGAAAAGGUCCUGUUUGCUAUUGAUAACUUGGAUACUUCCACUGCACCAAUGCAUAAACCCAAGAACUAUGGCAAGGCAACCGCGCCGCUGAAAUCCGAUGAGGAUUGGAUGAAGCUUCGGUGUGAACUACAGAAGGCCCGCGAACAGUUCUUUAUGGUGCAAAAGGAAAUAAAGAACAUCAAUAAAUGUGAUUAUAUUGAUUGUGAGAUUGCAGUCCUUGAAGCAGAAAUAGAGGACUCCUGGUUCUCCAUGCUGGAAAGUGACAUCGAGAGGUUUGUCCUUGACAGUACGUUCACAGAGAUUUGGGAGGGUAGGGCAAAGGACAUGGAGGCCUCGCUGGUUGAGUACCAGGACUGUGUUUUUCAAGUCAGUUUGAAGGAGGAAGAGAUCAAGAUGUGUAAUGAGUCCUUGCAGUAUCAAGCCAGGGACAGGGAGUCGGAUGAACUUCAGUCGAAGCUAAACCAAGCGAUGCGGGAGCUGGGUGAGCUUCUGCAAGAUAGAAGAUGCUUAACAGAUUGCAGUCUGGAUGAACCCAUGCUGCCCGUUGUUGAAAAGGUGGCAACAGACCUUGAAGCCGUCCGGAUUUAUGUCGAUGAAGCUAAACAGCUUUUGCUUGUCGACAACCAAGCUAAUCAGUGAACAUACGCAGCUAGUUUGAGGCUCUGGCAUAUCUAGGGCUGGCUGUACAAACCAACAACUGUUAUUUUCUGAGAUGGGUCAUUUAGGAUAACGGCUCUGAAUAAGAUGUAAUAGUAGUACAGACUACAGACUUCAGUUUGAAAACGUGUGGAUACAAUGGCAUAAAGUCAAGUACAUAUUUUGCUUGGUUCCUUGGGCUAGUGAGAGCAAUCUGUAGACCCACCAAAAGUUGUAAGACAUGUCGUUUUCUAUUAAGAGCAUGAAAAUUAAUCUACUUGCACGGUAAAAA
Zea mays is the source of this 3998-nucleotide messenger RNA. Its product is annotated as kinesin-like protein KIN-12G. Gene Ontology annotation, biological process: microtubule-based movement. Gene Ontology annotation, molecular function: microtubule binding; ATP binding; microtubule motor activity. Bases 83 to 3709 code for a protein of 1208 amino acids. NCBI's taxonomy places the organism in Eukaryota, Viridiplantae, Streptophyta, Magnoliopsida, Poales, Poaceae. The record is from RefSeq and is a predicted model, not a curated record. The transcript is spliced from 20 exons.